AUGCAUCCUCCAGCUACCAACGUCCAAUCGCUGCUCAUCGCAGCGGCGAUUUGCAGCCUCUUGCUUGUCGCCUCCCAUGCAUCACCACUGCAACGGCCUCAACCGGCAGGCGGUAGUGUCCUUGCGACCUGCACGCCGCACGAGAGGGAAGCUCUCCUGGGUUUCAAGCAAGGCAUCACCAGCGACGAGGCAGGCGUCCUAGACUCCUGGCGGCAGGACGGUGACGACUGCUGCCGUUGGAGAGGCGUCCGGUGCAGCAACCGCACCGGCCACGUGCUCGAGCUUCGGCUCGGCAACGAGCACGCCAACUACUUUAGCUCUGGGGACACGCUCCUGGUCGGCCAGAUAAGUCGCUCUCUGCUUGCCUUGGAGCGUCUGGAGCACCUCGAUCUGAGCUGGAAUUCCGUCGAGGGGUCUGAUGGCCGUAUUCCGGAGUUCUUGGGCUGUCUCAAGAACCUCGAGUAUCUUGACCUCUCUGGCAUAUCUUUCAUUGGCAGUGUGCCUUCCCAGCUCGGCAACUUGUCCGAAUUGCGGUAUCUCGAUCUUUCUUACAUGACAUUUUUGAACCCAAGGGAUGUGUCAUGGCUGACACGUCUGCCAUUAUUACAGUAUUUGAACCUUAAGAUGGUAAACCUCGGCGAGGUGGUUGACUGGUCUCUUGUGGUGAGCAUGAUCCCUUCUCUGAGGGUCCUUGAUCUAUCGUAUUGCUCACUUCUAAGCGCAAACCAAUCGGUCCUGUACCGUAACCUUACAAAUCUCCAGGAGCUCGAUCUCUCUUGGAACUACUUUGACCACCCAAUUGCAUCUGCUUGGUUUUGGAACAUAACAAGCCUCAAGAACCUCAAUCUAGGAUCGACCUAUAUGUACGGUCGCUUUCCCGGCAAAGCGCUGGGAGACAUGGCAUCACUAGAAGUCCUUGAUUUUUCAGGCUAUGCUCAAACGAGCAAGGGCAUCAUGAUACCAAACUUGAAGAAUCUUUGCGGUUUGAAAAUCCUAAACCUUGGUCAUAGUCUGUUGCAUGAAGUUGCAACUGAUGAGCUGUUUGAGAAUCUACCCAACAAAUUGCAGGAACUGUACCUAUCAGGCAACAAUGUCCAUGGGAUGUUACCAAUUUGGAUAGGGCAAUUAACCAGCUUGGUCGUUCUUGAUCUCAGCCAGAACAACCUCACUGGACCUCUCCCAGUAUCUGUAGGUCAUUUGACUAGUUUAACUACGCUUACCUUGGCUCGCAACCGCUUGACUGGACAUGUUCCUGUUGAGAUAGCGAUGCUCACUAAUUUGACCAACUUUGACCUAAGCCACAAUGACUUGGAUGGUGUAAUCAGAGAGGAGCACUUUGAUAGUCUAAAGAAGUUGGAGUACAUAGAUUUAUCUUCUAAUUCCCUGAGGAUUGAGAUCAGUUCGAAAUGGAAACCUCCUUUCAGACUUUGGUAUGCCGAUUUUUCAACUUGCCAAAUGGGUCCUACAUUUCCUGCCUGGCUGCAGUGGAUGGUGGACAUCAAAGAGCUUCACAUCUCAAGCACGGGUAUAAGUGACAGGAUUCCACACUGGUUCUCUAGUGCCUUUUCCAAAGCGAUAUUUUUGAAUGUCUCAAAGAAUAACCUCGGUGGAGGUUUGCCAGCAAAUUUGGAAUUCAUGUCAGUGGUAAAUCUUGAUCUCAAUUCUAACCAAUUGACUGGUCAUAUACCCCCAUUUCCAGAAAAUUUAACCUCCAUGGACAUCUCCAUGAACUCGUUAUCAGGACCUCUACCUGCAAAUUUUGGACCUAACCUUAUAGAAUUGUUCCUGUUCAAUAAUCGCAUCAGUGGACAUGUUUCUGACUCUAUUUGCAAAUCUGAAGGGUUGACAAACUUAGAUUUAGCUGACAAUCUGCUUGAAGGAGAACUGCCCCAAUGCUUUGGGAACAGAGUGAUUAUGUAUUUAGAUGUAAGUAACAAUAGUUUUUCUGGAAGGAUCCCGUCAUCUAUGCAAGACUGCACAGAGCUGCAUGUCUUGGACUUAUCAAGAAACAAGUUCUCUGGAAGAUUGCCUGAUUGGAUUGGUAAAUUCGUGAGAUUACAAUUUUUACGGAUAAGUCACAAUAUGUUCUUUGGGAGCAUUCCAAUUAACAUUACAAAUCUUCAAUGCCUUCAAUACAUGGAUACAGCUAACAAUAGUAUAUCAGGUUCUUUACCUAGGGACCUAUCAAAUUUAAGCGCACUGAGAAAUAUAUAUCCUUCAGACUUUUGUUCCAAAGGUACAAUUACAGAGGAUCCUUCUAGUUUAUCUACAUUUCUGAAAGGGCAACAACUCAACUAUGGUUCCAUUGCAAGAAUAAUUUUUUUGAACAUGAAGAUCAUCGACUUAUCUUUAAACAAUUUAACUGGUGAAAUUCCAGAAGAAAUAGCCACUCUUCAUGCAUUGGUGAAUCUAAAUCUCUCGCAGAAUCACUUCAGUGGAAACGUUCCAAGCAGGAUCGGGGCCAUUCAGUCACUGGAAUCACUUGAUCUCUCCAGGAACAAUCUUUCCGGUGAAGUCCCAGCAAGCCUGUCAAAUUUAACGUUUCUGAGUUACUUGGACUUGUCAUACAACAACUUGGAAGGACCAAUACCAUCCGGAUCACAACUUGACACCCUAUAUGCAGCAAAUCCAACUAUGUACACCGGCAACAUCGGUCUUUGUGGGCCUCCUCUUAAAAAGAAUUGUUCAAGCAAUGAUGCAUCAAGGGAAGGUAACUCAGGAAGAACCGAAGGUCAUAUGACAGACUUCUUUAACCUGGGACUUGGAUGUGGUUUCAUAGUCGGUAUAUUGGUGGCUUUCAGUGCCCUGCUAUUCAAGGAUGAAUGGAGAAUUUCUUACUUCAGUCUCUUGGACCAGCUGUAUGACAAAGUAUAUGUUCUAUUCUUUGUUAGAUGGUUAAGACUGAUCAGGAUGAGAACUGUAAAAUAA
Messenger RNA from Setaria italica (foxtail millet), 2928 nucleotides. RefSeq names its product LRR receptor-like serine/threonine-protein kinase FLS2. The record is from RefSeq and is a predicted model, not a curated record. NCBI's taxonomy places the organism in Eukaryota, Viridiplantae, Streptophyta, Magnoliopsida, Poales, Poaceae. Bases 1 to 2928 code for a protein of 975 amino acids. Gene Ontology annotation, molecular function: protein binding. The transcript has a single exon.